AUGCCGCCCAUCGACAACGAGAUCAACGGCAAGCUGGCCCUCGUGACCGGCGCCUCAGGAGGCAUCGGCAAAGCCUGCGCAACAGACCUCUGGUCCCAGGGCGCCCACCUCGCCCUGACCUACACCACCAACCUCGCCUCCGUGACGCGCCUCGUGGCCGCCCUGCGCGCCGCGUCCCCCGACCGGCCGGCGUCCCACGUCUCCGUGCACGCCCUCGACCUCGCCUCGCAGGCCAGCAUCGAGGCCCUCUUCGCCGCCCUGUCCGCCCACCACGGCCGCCCGGCGCCCGACAUACUCGUCUCUAACGCCGGCACCGCCGGCUUUGGCAACCGCGCGAACCCCCGCCUCGAGGCCAUCUCGCUCGACGAGUUCGACUACACCAUCGCCAUCAACCUGCGCGCCGCCUUUCUCCUCGCCAAGCUCACCGUGCCGCACAUGAAGGCCCGCCGCUGGGGCCGCAUCGUCUACGUCUCCUCCAUCUCGGCCAUCGGCGGCGGCAUCAACGGCUGCCACUACGCCGCCAGCAAGGCCGGCCUCACCGGCCUCAUGAAGAACCUCGCCGCCAAGCACGCCAACGACGGCAUCACCGUCAACGACGUCGCCCCCGCCAUGAUCGGCGACACCGGCAUGAUCCCCGACGAGAAGAGGGUCGAGGGCACCCCCGGCGAUGUCAAGAACAUUCCCGUCGGCCGCCUGGGCACGCCUCAGGAGUGUGCCAAUGUCGUCACCAUGCUGUGCAGAACAGGCUACAUGACGGGUCAGAGCAUCUUGUUGAGUGGAGGGCUCAAAUAA
Messenger RNA from Verticillium dahliae VdLs.17, 792 nucleotides. Its product is annotated as 3-oxoacyl-[acyl-carrier-protein] reductase. The transcript is spliced from 2 exons. The coding region runs from base 1 to 792 and encodes 263 amino acids. Lineage: Eukaryota; Fungi; Ascomycota; Sordariomycetes; Glomerellales; Plectosphaerellaceae. Gene Ontology annotation, molecular function: oxidoreductase activity, acting on the CH-OH group of donors, NAD or NADP as acceptor. The record is from RefSeq and is a predicted model, not a curated record.